Molecule: messenger RNA, 1065 nt
Organism: Cladophialophora immunda
Lineage: Eukaryota; Fungi; Ascomycota; Eurotiomycetes; Chaetothyriales; Herpotrichiellaceae
Exons: 3
Coding region: 1-1065 (354 amino acids)
Molecular function (GO): hydrolase activity
Source: RefSeq, a predicted model, not a curated record
AUGGCCAACUUUUGGGUGAUGAUCUUCUCGCACCCGUUCCAAUUUCUGACCUUCCUAUAUUCAUUCACAGUCCAAUGUACGUUGGUGUCUUUGCGACGACUAUUGCUGCCCCAAAUCCCCACGUACCAAACAUUCCGCCAGCAGAUACAGCGAGCCUAUCUCUCAUCCACGUCCGUCCACUUCCCCGAAUUACCCCAUAGGUUGCCUGUCACGGGAUGCUCAGAGGCUGAGGCCAGGCGAAUCGGGAAAGACUGGAUAGGUUAUGUGAUCCCGGGGACGAGCAAUCUCGACGAUGCGGCUUCUUCCUCAAGACACGCCGCCCGCGUGGUUCUGUAUGCUCAUGGAGGUGGCUACCUCGCAGGCGAAGCACGUAUGUAUCGGAACUACAUGACCCGAUGGGUCCAAGCGGCGUCGCUUCAGGACAUCAAAUUGACAUUCGUGAGCGUUGAAUACCCGUUAACGUCCGAAGCUCCGCAUCCGGCCCAACGCGAAGCGUUCGUGAGAGCAUAUCGAUCACUUCUCAAUCAGGGAAUCCCAUCUAGUCGUAUCUUGUUUAUGGGUGACUCGGCAGGAGGUGGACUCUGCCUGCUGGGCGCAACGGAAAUUUUCCAGUCUGGGUUGCCUCAGCCCGCCGGCAUCAUCCUUCUAUCUCCGUGGAUGGACCUUUCUCUGUCUUCGUUCGAAGGUGGAAACGCGCUGGUCGAAACCGACUUCGUCGUCCACCUCAAUUCGACGGUGCCGCGCCUGGUAAAAUUGUUUCUGGACACGGCCGCGCCAACGUCUCCGGAAGUAAACCCGCUUUGUCGCCAACCGGAGGAACUUGAGUUUCUUCCCCCUACUUUGACCUUCGUCGGGGGAGCAGAAUUCGCGCUACAGGAAGCAAAGGAUUUAGACGCACUGCUGAACAGGACCAAAGUGCAGCACGAAUUGGUGAUAGACUGGGGCGAAAUGCACAUCUAUGCGUUGGGAUCUGCUUUUAUUGAUCCGAUGGUUCGUGCAAGGACGGACGACAAAAUUGUCAAGUGGAUCCAAAGCUGCACGGCAAAGGACCAUCCUCCCGGGUGA